AUCUCGUCUCUUCUUCCCCAUCUCAUCUCACCUCACCUCACCUCACCCCACCCCACCCCACCCCGGCUCGCGAGAAGACCCCCACCACCUGUCCACCUCGAUCUCGAUCUCCUCCCUCUCCGCCGCCGCCGCCGCGAGUUGCCUUGCACAGACAGGUUUUUGAAGAGAUGGCGAGAUCACCAAGAGCCCGAAACCUCCAUACUCGUCGAAGUAGGUCAGCUUCUUGUGAUGUGUCAUUGGCUUCUGAGAAAAAAGAAUGGAAAAGUGCCACUUGCCCAGUUUGCUUGGAGUAUCCACAUGAUGCUGUGCUCCUACUAUGUACUUCUCACCACAAGGGCUGCCGACCUUAUAUGUGUGGUACCAACUACCAUCACUCGAACUGCCUUGAACACUUUAAAGAAGCUUAUGCCAAGGAGAAAUUGGCCUGUAGUGUUUCAGCUGAAUCUGCACUUGGCCUUUCAUUAUCCCCGAACACACGGCCAGCGAGCAAGCAGCCAUGUGCGAUGGAACUUGCAUGCCCUCUAUGUCGUGGGGAGGUUAAGGGAUGGACUGUGGUUGAACCAGCCCGUCAGUAUCUCAAUCGGAAGAGGAGAACCUGCAUGCAUGACAGCUGCUCCUUCAUUGGUUCAUAUAAGGAACUUUGCAAGCAUGUUAACUCCAAGCACCCUUCAGCAAAGCCCCGUGAAAUUGAUCCCGCAAUUGCAGAUGAGUGGAAAAAGUUUGAAUGUGAGAGAGAACGGGAGGAUGCAAUCAGCACUAUCAGGGCAAUGAACCCAGGAGCUGUGAUCAUGGGGGAUUAUGUCCUUGAGUUGAAUGGUGGCAGCAACAACCGUUUGCACUCUGAUGGAGAUGCCUUUGACUUGGAGGAAAGACUCAACUUCUUUACAUCCUUAGAUCGCACUCUGAAUGAGAGGAUUGCCUUCUACGAAUCGUCAGAUGGUAGUGUGGAUGAGGAUUUUGACUUCUUGGCGUCUUUGUUUGCCCGUGGCAGGAGAAUCUCUACUGGAGAUUCAUACAGCAGGGCUCAUAGAAGACAUAGGGAGAGGCCUAGGCGUAAUUACUCGACUGGCUCUGUUGACGCUUCUGAUAUUCAGCAUGAUUCAGUUACUGCUCAAAGGGGGCAGCGAACUGGUGCUGUUCGGGCUAUGGGCAGAACUGCACGGCAGCACCAUCCUAUGCUGGCUCAUAUAAGGUCAACACGCGGCAGCUGAGAAAUGAAAUCACUUUGGGGUUUCUUCAUGCUAUCCAUCUGCAAGGGAUGCAAAAUAACAUACUGUGGUAGCUCCUGCCUGGGUCAGGCGUCCAGCAGAUUCUUCCAUUCCUUUUAUUCCAUUGCUGAGACAGCAACAGCGGAUAUAAGGUCGGAUGGAGAUCUCUGUUAGGCAGAUGCCGAUGCCUGUAUGAUUUGCUCUGCAAUCUGCAUACAGCUUUAGGGCUAAAGGAGUGCUGCAUUUUCGGUGCUGCCUUGCAUGGAUUUUGUGAAUGCCCUUACCUGAGCUUUCUUUCCCUUUCUGUUGAUCAAAGCAAACUGUGCACUGGCAAUUGUUUUGGCAGCAAUUGCUGUUUCAAAGUUAGAUAUCGGUAUCAUGAACAAUUCCAGCAUACAAAUUACUGCUCAUGUUUGGUCUUUAUGUGCUUUAUGUAGCAUACAAAUUACUACUUAUGUGUUCUGGUGGAUGGCUUGGUUGAGGCGAUUUGUGAGGUUUUUAACUUGUUAGCAAUGAUCCCAUCCUCUCGUGGUCCUCUCUAUCGUGCUUCUACACUCAUUUAGCAUGGUUGUUGGUUAGCUGGUGUUCCUUGUACUGAUGAGCACGUCGUGCUCGAAGAUUGUAAUGCGCCUCAGCGAUCGAUGAAUAAUUUGUUCCCUUGCCGAAAUGGAAAAAUAGUACAGCCUUUGGCUGUUUCAGUUGUUGCUUA
Molecule: messenger RNA, 1917 nt
Organism: Phragmites australis (common reed)
Lineage: Eukaryota; Viridiplantae; Streptophyta; Magnoliopsida; Poales; Poaceae
Exons: 2
Coding region: 168-1211 (347 amino acids)
Source: RefSeq, a predicted model, not a curated record